Molecule: messenger RNA, 1413 nt
Organism: Pan troglodytes (chimpanzee)
Lineage: Eukaryota; Metazoa; Chordata; Mammalia; Primates; Hominidae
Gene: RSPH14
Product: radial spoke head 14 homolog
Exons: 8
Coding region: 19-1395 (458 amino acids)
Molecular function (GO): protein binding
Source: RefSeq, a predicted model, not a curated record
GCGCAGUGGGUGCUGAGUAUGUCGACCGCGGCGCCGCGGACGCUGCUGGAGUCGCCUGGCAACGAUGUCGCCUGGCAACUGAAUAGGUUGGCCACUGUGCGGGCUACUGGAAGCAGAAAGGGCUGCGGAGGCAGUGAGUGGUUUCUGCAGAGCUUCAUUUGGAAAGGCCUCUGUAGUUGGGGAAAGAUGGCCCAUUCCCAGAACUCCUUGGAGCUUCCCGUUAACAUCAAUGCCACCCAGAUUACCACUGCCUAUGGCCAUCGGGCCCUGCCCAAGCUGAAGGAGGAACUGCAGUCAGAGGACCUCCAGACAAGGCAGAAAGCCCUCAUGGCCCUGUGUGAUCUCAUGCAUGACCCCGAGUGUAUCUACAAGGCCAUGAACAUAGGCUGUAUGGAGAACCUGAAAGCUUUGCUGAAGGAUAGCAACAGUAUGGUGCGCAUAAAGACCACCGAGGUGCUCUACAUCACGGCGAGCCAUAGCGUGGGCAGAUACGCCUUUCUAGAGCACGACAUCGUCCUUGCCCUGUCCUUCCUGCUGAAUGACCCCAGCCCAGUCUGCCGGGGGAACCUGUACAAGGCAUACAUGCAGCUGGUCCAGGUGCCUAGAGGGGCCCAAGAGAUCAUCAGCAAAGGUCUGAUUUCCUCACUGGUAUGGAAGCUGCAGGUGGAGGUGGAGGAGGAGGAGUUCCAGGAGUUCAUCCUGGACACACUGGUCCUCUGCCUGCAGGAGGAUGCCACCGAGGCCCUGGGCAGCAAUGUGGUGCUUGUCCUGAAGCAGAAGCUCCUCAGCGCCAACCAGAACAUCCGCAGCAAGGCCGCCCGUGCGCUCCUUAAUGUCAGCAUAUCUCGAGAGGGCAAGAAACAGGUGUGUCAUUUUGACGUCAUCCCCAUCCUGGUCCAUCUGCUGAAAGACCCAGUGGAGCAUGUGAAGUCUAACGCUGCCGGUGCCCUGAUGUUCGCCACAGUGAUCACUGAAGAGAUGGAAUCUCAUUAUGUUGCCCAGGCUGGUCUUGAACUCCUGGGCAGGAUACGAGAGUGGAUGGAGAGGAGCCAGUUGAGGCCGGAAAGGCAGGAGAUGAAGAGGCCAGGCCCAGGCCGGACUCAGCGAAGGGAAGUAUGCGGCCCUGGAGGCACAAGCCAUCGGCCCGCUCCUGGAGCUGCUGCACUCCCCCAUGACCAUAGCGCGCCUGAAUGCCACCAAGGCCCUUACCAUGCUGGCAGAGGCCCCCGAGGGCCGCAAGGCCCUGCAGACGCACGUGCCCACUUUCCGUGCCAUGGAGGUGGAGACUUACGAAAAGCCUCAAGUGGCCGAAGCCUUACAGCGGGCAGCCCGGAUCGCCAUCAGUGUCAUCGAGUUCAAACCCUGAGCCCUUCAUUCACCUCUGUGAGUGAAUAAAUGUGCUAAGUCUCUUUA